UACGCAACCCUGUCUAGAAUCAGCUAUCGUAUUCCAGGAAAAAUAAAAAUAAAAAAAAUACUUUCCCUGUCUUCUUCUUUCUAACCCUCUGGACCCUCUUCGUCAUCCAUUCGGGACCCCUGGAGCUUGAGGUAUGGAAUCAACGCCGGUGAAUUGGGAGGCUUUGGAUUCCCUUGUCACAAGUUUUGCCAAAUCUGACCACCUCAUCGAAGACUCCUCCGGACUGUCUUCCCCCUCCUCUCCUUCCUCUUCUUCCUCUUACCAGUAUCGCCUUCUCAUCCGUCAGAUCCGCCGAAGCAUCGAAGCAGGUGACGUCGAUGGCGCUGUUUGUUUACUUCGGGAGCACGUGCCGGUGGUGCUAGAGGACCACCGGAUACUCUUUCGGCUUCAGAAGCAAAAAUUUAUUGAGUUGUUGAGGAAGGGGACUGAGAAGGAUCGGGAUGCCGCCAUUCAGUGCCUUCGUCUGGCUCUUGCUCCUUGCGCCCUCGAUGCGUACCCGGAAGCAUAUGAAGAGUUCAAGCAUGUUCUUUUGGCAUUGAUCUUUGACAAAGAAGACCAGUCUUCUCCUGUUGCAAACGAGUGGUCCGAAAGGAGAAGAUAUGAUCUUGCUGGAUUGUUGUCAUCUAUACUAAGGUUUCAAUUACAUGCUUAUGAUCCAAUUUUUUUGUUAACAUUGAGGUAUCUUAUAAGCAUCCAUAAAGUAUUUUGUCGUGACCGAGGCAUUUCAUCUCCUAUCACAGAUCUUACUGAGAGGCUGCUCUUUGAGGAGCGUGAUCCUCCUGCCGUUCCACAGGAGAGUUUGUUUGAAGCACCACCAUUUGAUGAGGUUGAUAUUCAAGCCCUAGUACAUGCUGUGGAAUUAACAAGACAGGGUGCCGUUGAUAGCCUGAGAUUUGCCAAGGGGGAUCUCAUUCAAGCAUUUCAGAACGAGUUGUGUCGGACAACGCUCAACUUUUCAGUACUCGAUGAGCUUGUCCACGAGUACUGCAUAUACAGAGGACUUGCAGCUUCUGACACCAUGUCUUCAUCAGCUUAUCCUGCAAACAGUUCUUCAAGGGAUUGUAUAUAUCCUCAAUCCGAUGGUGAAGCCUCCAUUAAUAACAUUGGGUCCGAUGGGUUUCAUGAAGUUAACAUGGACUACACAAGCAUACGGGACAAUGGCUUCGAUAUGCAUUGUUCAUCUGAAAGGACGACAAACUACGAAGAUUGCAGCACCAGCACUCCAGGCCAUUUGCAGAGCUGUUCCAGAAGGCUAAGAAGAAGUAGGUAUGAUGUAUCGAGGGAACGAAGGAAAAAAAGAUGGAGAGGGAGGGUUGAUCCCCUGGAACAUAGUUCUGACAUUGUUACCUCUGAGAAAAGCAAUACAAAUCUCAUGGCUGCAGCUCUUGAUGCCUCUGAACAUAAAUGCAAGGAAGAGAAAGUUUUAGGGAAUCAUUCUUCCCUUCACAAUGCUGAUAUGAUUUUUGUCCGCAAGUGUGAAAUUGUGUUGGAGAUGAAAGAGCUGGCCAGUAAGGGUAUGGUUGCAGAAGUAGUUGAGGAAGUGAAUGCCAUGGAUCCUGAGUUUUUCACUCUCAAUCCUUUAUUGUUAUUCCAAUUAAAGCAGGUCGAAUUUAUUGAACUGGUAAAUAGCGGUAAUAUUCAACUAGCUCUCAAGGUUGCUUGCACUCAUUUAGGCCCACUUGCCUUGAGCAAUCAGGAUUUGGUGAAGCCCUUGAAAGAGACAUUGUUGAUUCUGUUGAAACCUAAUGAGGUAGCACUUAGAAAAGGAAUCCCUUUGUCCGCACUUGCAAAUAAUCUUCAGGUUGCUAUGGGCAGAAGGCUUGGUAUCGAAGAACCUCAACUUAUGAAGCUAAUGAGAGCAACGCUUCACACGCACAAUGAGUGGUUUAAGCUGCAGAUGGGCAAAGAUAGAUUCGAAGAGUUCCUUAAAAUACACCGUCUUAAAGAUGUCAAUGCUCACUCUAAAAGCGAUAUUAUGGCUGAGGCGCAUGCGGAUGUUUCAGCUCGUAUUUUUUCUCAGACCACCUCCAGUUCGAGCAAUAAGUUGCCAGAAGAUAACAGCAGUCCAUCUCAAGAAUCUACGAAUGAAAGCCUGUACGAUGAAAAUUCAAUAAUUAAAGUUAUGGAGUUCCUGGCCUUACCGAGGGCUGAUGCAAUCCAUCUUCUAAUACAGUAUAACGCCGAGACCGUCAUUCAACAGAUAUUCUCCUAGCUUUCCACUGUACAGUUGUAGACCAUCCUUCAAAGGAAAAUCAAUCAUUCAAUAGGCAAUUAGGCACGCCUGACGCCUCUGUUGGUGUGGUUCAGGUAUUUCUUUGUUCCUCAUAACGCCAUCAAAUGCGACAUACUGUAUAAUUCUUUUGAAUUAAUAUUUGCAUCAGUUAUUUCACACGCAGUAACAUUUCAGCAAAGCUGUACAUUAGUUUGUAUAUUAUAUAUAACUGGGGGGGACUCGAUUAAGUCGUGAAAGA
Messenger RNA from Phalaenopsis equestris, 2471 nucleotides. RefSeq lists its product as uncharacterized. The coding region runs from base 134 to 2212 and encodes 692 amino acids. NCBI's taxonomy places the organism in Eukaryota, Viridiplantae, Streptophyta, Magnoliopsida, Asparagales, Orchidaceae. The transcript is spliced from 12 exons. The record is from RefSeq and is a predicted model, not a curated record. Gene Ontology annotation, cellular component: nucleus; cytoplasm. Gene Ontology annotation, biological process: proteasome-mediated ubiquitin-dependent protein catabolic process.